This is a messenger RNA of Epithele typhae, 1377 nucleotides long. Its product is annotated as mitochondria import inner membrane translocase TIM44 subunit. The record is from RefSeq and is a predicted model, not a curated record. NCBI's taxonomy places the organism in Eukaryota, Fungi, Basidiomycota, Agaricomycetes, Polyporales, Epitheliaceae. Gene Ontology annotation, cellular component: mitochondrial inner membrane. Bases 1 to 1377 code for a protein of 458 amino acids. Gene Ontology annotation, molecular function: protein-folding chaperone binding. The transcript has 6 exons. Gene Ontology annotation, biological process: protein import into mitochondrial matrix.
AUGCUCCCCCGCCACCUCCGUCGUGCGCUCCUCACCCCCGCCGCCCCCGCGCAGAUUCGUGCUAUGUUUCUCGCGCGGCAGGGCCUACGCCCUGUCCCGCUCGCGCUUCGCCCAUCCCUGUCCGCCGGCCUCCCCGUCGCGUCCUUCCACUCGUCCGCGCGUCGGCAGAACAACGAGCCGCCCAAGUCGCCGUUCUCGAUAUUCGUUGAGGUGCUCAGGGAGGAGCUCAAGAAGAACCGCGAGCUACAGGACAACGUGAAGCAGCUCCAGGGAGACGUCGAGAAGUUCCAGGACUCGGAGGCCAUGAAGCGGGCGAGGGAUGCGUAUGAGCGUGCUCGCUUGACGUCUAGCAUCAAGGAGAAUCCUCGUUUGCGGGCGGCCGCUGAGGAACUCAAGAAGGCUGGGAUCAAGGUCGGUGACGCGGUAGGAGAGGCCCUCAAGACCAUGGAGGAGAGUGAGCUUGCGCGAGCGAUCUCUCGUGCUUCUGCUGCCGUGUCGUCCACGAUCGAGAAGACUACGGAGCCAAUACGGAAUACGGCUGCUUACAAGUCCCUCUCCGACACCAUAGCGGAUGCUCUCGACGACAGCGGCAGCGCAAAACACGCUGGAUUCGAAGAGAAGGAGGCGCGGCGUGCACGGCGCAAGCUCCGUCUCGAGAAGGCUGGCCGGAACAGCAUCUCUCGCACCAAGGCGAACCCUGAAGCUGGUCAGGCCAUGAUUCUCCACAAGAAUUCACCCAAACAGGAGCGGUGGAGCCAGCUGAAGGGGUCGAACCCGCUCCUCCGCCAGUUCUUGGAGCUCAAGGAGCGGUACGACGAGAGCGAGAACCCGGUUGUGUCUUCCCUCCGAUCAGUUACCCAGACGAUCGGCGGCUGGUUCGACGAGAACGAGAGCGCGCAAGUACAGCGACUCAUGAAGGCCAUGGACUCGACGUUCAACCUGGAGAGCUUCGAGCGCGAAUUGCGCGAGUACAUCGUGCCCGAGGUCGUCGACGCGUACCUCAGCGCAGACCGGGAAGCCCUCGAGGCGUGGUGCGGCGAAGCGACGUACAACGUCCUGUGGGCGACCAUGGAACAGUAUCUCAAGCAAGGACUCAUCAGCGACAGCAAGGUUCUCGACAUCCGGCAGGUCGAUAUCUCUUCAGGGAAGAUUCUCGAGAACAACGUCCCCGUGUUCGUGAUCACCUUCGCGACCCAGGAGAUGCUCAUCUUCCGGAAUGCGAAGACGGGCGAGAUCAUGGUUGGGGCUGAGAAUAGGGUAGAGCAGUGUCACUACGCCGCCGUCAUCACGCGAAUGGAGGAGGAGCUCGACAACGAGCUUACUGGCGGCUGGAAGAUCGUGGAGAUGGGCCGGAGAUCUGCGCGCCAGUACAUCUAG